Molecule: messenger RNA, 3790 nt
Organism: Lontra canadensis (Northern American river otter)
Lineage: Eukaryota; Metazoa; Chordata; Mammalia; Carnivora; Mustelidae
Gene: SIAH3
Product: siah E3 ubiquitin protein ligase family member 3
Exons: 2
Coding region: 155-958 (267 amino acids)
Biological process (GO): proteasome-mediated ubiquitin-dependent protein catabolic process; multicellular organism development
Cellular component (GO): cytoplasm
Molecular function (GO): ubiquitin conjugating enzyme binding; ubiquitin protein ligase activity
Source: RefSeq, a predicted model, not a curated record
AACCGUCUUAUUUUGAUGAUGAAUAUGAAGGCACGCUAAGCCGGGCUGGAGCGGAGCGUCUCAGAGGCUGCGCUCCUUCCAGAGCCCAAGGACUUACAGCUUCUUCCGCUGCCUCCCUGUGCCAACAACCACCCCCCCCCCCCCAAAAGUUGUGAUGCUUUUCUUUACCCAGUGCUUUGGGGCUGUGUUAGAUCUCAUUCACCUCCGCUUUCAGCACUACAAGGCUAAACGGGUUUUCUCCGCUGCGGGGCAACUUGUCUGCGUUGUAAACCCCACGCACAACCUAAAGUAUGUGUCCAGCCGCCGUGCCAUCGCUCAGAGCGCACCAGAGCAAGGCAGCUUCCCCCCCCACCACCUCACCCACCACCACCGCCAUCACCGUCCCCACCAUCACCUCCGCCACCACGCUCGCCCGCACCACCUCCACCACCAGGAGGCAGGGCUGCACGCUGCCCAGGUGACGCCCUGCAUGUGCCCCCUGUUCUCCUGCCAGUGGGAAGGCCACCUGGAGGUGGUGGUGCCCCAUCUACGGCAGAUGCACAGGGUCGACAUCCUCCAGGGAGCAGAGAUCGUCUUCCUGGCCACGGACAUGCACCUGCCCGCACCGGCCGACUGGAUCAUCAUGCACUCCUGCCUGGGCCACCACUUUCUGCUGGUGCUUAGGAAGCAGGAGAGGCACGCAGGGCACCCCCAGUUCUUUGCCACCAUGAUGCUGAUCGGGACCCCCACCCAGGCCGACUGCUUCACCUAUCGCCUGGAGCUCAACAGAAACCAUCGGCGUCUGAAAUGGGAGGCCACCCCCCGGUCUGUUCUCGAGUGCGUGGACUCAGUGAUCACUGACGGGGACUGCCUUGUCCUCAACACCUCGCUGGCCCAGCUCUUCACCGACAACGGCAGCCUGGCCAUCGGGAUCGCCAUCAUGGCUGCGGAGGUCUGCCCGUCAGAAGCCGAGACGUGAAGCCGGAGGCCACUGGACGUUUGGGCACAGCCACCUGCCCCCAGACGCUCUACCUGUGUCCCUGGGAAUCUCCGGAGGCCGGGACCCCAGGCUUCUUUUUAUUCUUCUCCCUCCUUCCCGCCUUCCUUCCUUUCUUUUUUUGUCUCAGGUACUUUGUGGUAUUUAGUAUUUGUCUGCCGUGGGCAUUAGAGUAGGUAAACAGCCUGUGAUUCAUGAUCUUGGUGCGAGGCUCGUCCUGAUUUGUCCGUAUAGCUUCACAGAGCAUUUGUAACCCGAUGCAGUCAGAAUGGUGAGUUCCCGCACCCCCAGUGCCCUUCUCCACUGCUUCCCACAUAAGCAAAAGUCACUGAGACCACGAAGCGGGCUGUUGGGGUUGAGAGGAGGUUUAGCGUCUGAAUCCUUUUUUCCUUCUCUCUUCGCCUAUUUCCAACCGAGCUACCUCUGAGAUGUGAGGACAGCAGGUUGGGGAAGGCGACCUGGCCAGCUCAGAGUUAUGUUUCAGACCAGCCAGACACAACUCUGACAUCUUCCCAGGAACCUUAAGGUCAGAGCUAAGCUGCCUGGAUGUGACGAGACGGGAUCUCCUCUGAAGGCCAGGGCACCGGGCUGCCGGGGUCAUCCCAUCAUGAGGUUGCCAGGGGGACCUCUGUUGGCGGGCUGCCAGGGGCUUGCCAUCAGCCUGGGCUGUCCUUCCCUGUGCUGGGUCAAAGCCCUCAUGUUUAUGGUGCUCUCCUGAAAACCUCUUUGCCCUCUGUUGAGCAAGUCGGAGAAAAGAACAGGCAAGAUGCGGGGGAAGAGAAGCCACUGAGAAAAAAAGAUAAAUUAAUCUCCCACCUCUGGGAGGGCAUUCUUUCCUCGGAGAGUUUUAUUAUCAAAUUGUAAAAUCCAUCAAUCCUUUCACUGGGGCGGAACUCUUCCGUAACACGCGAAGAAACCCACUUUACUCUUGAUAUCCCGUAAAGCAGAAUCAUAACUCGGCAUCAGACCCAAGGAAUUGGGAGGGUGUGCCAGGACCUCUGACCUCUGGAGUUCAGAGGUGACUCACACACCUGGGGCAGGGGAGAGGAGGUCCUCUUUCUUUUUCUUACAGCAUACAAACAUUGUCACUGGUCAGCUAUUGCCAGCUCCCUGUUGCAGUGCGAAUGGAAAGGUGACAAAAAUCCAUCUUGCCUCUACAUAGACUGCUUCCUCAUGUUUGCUUGUCAGAAUAAUUCAACACCUUCUUGUAGAAGUUUCUCUCGUAUAUUUGAAGAGAGUAAGCAUGUUUAAAUGGACUUUGUCUCUUCUGUUCAAAGGUGAACACCGUUCAGCCUUCCCAGUAUACCCUCUUCUCCCUCCUAAUGUUUGUGUUUUCUUUGGCUACGCUUUGGUCGCUGAAGAGCCUGGCACCAAACCCCACACAACACUCAGCAGAAUUGAGUGAGCCUUCUGCCAUGCAGAUGUGGCUCUGGCCCGUUCCCUCACCCCAGCUAUCUCGGCUGCGUCUGGGCAGCCCUCCAAGUGAGUACUUAGUUUCAGGCAACUUGCCCUGGUUCACCAUCAGCAGUCUUUUCCCCACUAAAAAUAAUUGAUCCCGAAACACAACACCCUUCCCCCCAAUAUUAGAUCAUCCUCCAGUCACCUCUGCUGCCAAUCCACACCCCAAGCACCAGAAGGGUGGUGCCAGUCAGUAGAAGAUUCCCUAAACCAGCCCCUUCUAGUCACACAGCAAUCACUGAGACCAAAUUGUGGGGCCAAACUUUGGUCAGGUUAGAGCCCCGAGGGGGCCCAUAAACAUCGUAUCACUAACUGAGGCAAACAUCAGGUCAUGGUCCCAAGGAAACGGUUGGAGUCUGCUCACUCUGUCAGAACAUCCUACCAGGGCACCAGCUCUGCCCUUGAACCACACAGACGCCCGGGAACAAGUUGAGGCUGGCCGGCCAGCACAGGAGAGACGGGCUCACUUAUUUCCUUCCUUUAUCCACAGGCCCUUCCCCAAAACCUCAGAUCUCCUUGCCUGUAAGUCAUACUUCAAGAAGCCACAGCUCCUCCCCUGGUUCCUGAUACUCAGCUACUCUGAAACAUUUCUGUAGCAUCACAGGUGCCCCAGACAAACCAACAGACAAAACCUCAAUGAGAAUAUAAUUACAGUCCACAGGGCCUUAGAAUUCCUAUAGACAUCACCUCUGCCUUCUUCUUGUGCUGUUACCUGAGCCAAACUGGGAAUAACUUCAGGUUAUUAUUGCACAGAAGACUGGAUUAUGAAUGGGGGACCCCAGACAGGAACUUGUAUUUUGGGUACUUAGGAAUGUCUAGAAUAAAGGGUAGGAAUGUUUCCUUUUCAUCCAUCUAUGGUGCUCCCCAGAAGGCCUCCCUCUUCGUAGCCACACAUGAGGAAUUAAAGAAAAAAGAGCAAACCAAAAACAAUGACGAGAGAAGAGAAAACAGCACCAACAGCGUGCUGUGGUGAGCUUUACCGCUACAAAUGGCUCCCACAUUCCAGUCUCGGGUUAAGUAAAUCCUUGACGACAUCCUCAGUUUACUAGAAAAAAAUAGAGAUUCAGAGACACGAAAUGACCUUCCCAAGGUCACACACCAAGUGGUUAGGACCAUGAUUAGAACCCGACCAAAUGACUACAAAUUUGGUGUUCUUGGAAAAGGAAGACUGACCCCAAAUAUUCAGCAGUGUUCCCUCCCACCUCUUCAGUGGACUAAUGGUCCCAAGGUUCAACCCGGUCUUUGUUCUGGGAUAUCUGAGGGAUCAGGGAGAGAGAGAGAGACUGGAGUGCAUUUGCUCUUAAAGGCAGCUCAGCUGGAAGAACUGGUCAACCUAGAAGCAGAGGGUGGGGUGGU